Molecule: messenger RNA, 1767 nt
Organism: Camelina sativa (false flax)
Lineage: Eukaryota; Viridiplantae; Streptophyta; Magnoliopsida; Brassicales; Brassicaceae
Product: cytochrome P450 71B3-like
Molecular function (GO): oxidoreductase activity, acting on paired donors, with incorporation or reduction of molecular oxygen; iron ion binding; monooxygenase activity
Source: RefSeq, a predicted model, not a curated record
UGUUGCUUUAUAUCAUCAAAAAGAUAACACAAAAUUUGAGAAAAAACGAAAACAAUGUUGAUUCCACUGUAUUGCUUCUGGUUUAUACUUCUUCCCGCUCUUUUCUCGUUUAUAUUCAUUAAGAAAACCAAAUACUCGAAACAAAAUCUUCCUCCGAGCCCACCGAAGCUUCCGAUCAUCGGAAACCUACACCAGCUUCGAGGAUUGUUUCAUAGAUGUCUUCACGAUCUCUCCACGAAACACGGACCCGUGAUUUACCUCCGUCUAGGUUUUGUCCAAAUGGUGGUUAUCUCAUCGAGCGAAGGAGCUGAAGAAGCUCUAAAAACUCAUGACCUUGAAUGCUGUAACAGACCUUUGACGAACGCCUCAUCAAAAUUCUCGCGUGACGGUAAAGACAUAGCAUUUGCGCCAUAUGGUGAGGUUUCGAGAGAGGUGCGCAAGAUUUCUUUUCUCAACUUUUUCAGCACGAAAAAGGUCCGAUGUUUUAGGUACAUCAGAGAGGAAGAGAAUGAUCUCAUGGUCAAGAAACUGAAGGAAUCGGCUCUGAAAAACUCUACGGUAGAUUUGAGCCAAACACUUUUCUGUCUUGUUGGAAGUGUCAUAUGUAGAGCCGCCUUUGGACAAAGUUUCUACGAAAGCAAGCAUAUCAAUAAAGACAGGAUCAAAGAUUUCAUGUUUGAGUUCCAGAAAGUUGGGUCUCUCAGUAGUUCUGAUCUUUUCCCUUUUGGUUUGGGAUGGUUUAUGGACUUUGUGUCAGGACAACAGAAGAGACUUCGUAAAGUUCUCUUUCAGGUUGAUACAUUAAUGGAUCAUGUAAUUGACGAUCACUUGAAGAACCCUGAAGAGAAAACAAAUCAAGAUUGCCCUGAUAUUGUUGACUCGAUUCUGGAUACUAUGCAUAAACAAAAGCAAGAUGAAUCAUUCAAGCUCACCAUCGAUCAUCUCAAAGGAAUCAUCCAAGAAAUAUAUCUUGCUGGAGUAGACACAAGCGCCAUCACAACAAUUUGGGCAAUGGCAGAGCUUAUUAAAAACCCGCGAGUGAUGAAAAAAACUCAAGACGAGAUCCGAACUUGCAUUGGAAUCAAUCAAAAUGAGAGAAUCGAGGAAGAAGAUACCCAUAAGCUUCAUUACUUGAAACUUGUGAUCAAAGAAACCUUAAGACUACAUCCAGCAGCUCCUCUUUUACUUCCAAGAGAAACAAUGGCUGAUAUAAAGAUUCAAGGCUACGACAUUCCUUGCAAAACCCUUCUUUUGAUCAACGCAUGGUCAAUAGGACGAAACCCUAAACUCUGGAGAAACCCUGAGGAGUUUAAUCCGGACAGGUUUAUCGAUUGUCCUAUUGACUACAAAGGUAAUAACUUUGAGAUGUUACCAUUUGGUUCUGUUCGGAAGAUAUGUCCAGGGAUGGCUUUCGGGAUUGCGACCGUCGAAUUGACACUACUGAACUUGCUCUACUUCUUUGAUUGGAGAUUGCCUGAGGAAAGUAAAGAUAUAGACAUGGAAGAAGCUGGUGAUACCACCAUUGUUAAGAAAGUUCCUCUUGAGCUGAUCCCGGUUCCUUAUCAUCGAAUGAUGGCUUAAACAGGGUAAACGUUUUUUUUUUAGAGGGAAAAAUGAUAUGUAUCAUUGUACUCUGGGCCUGCUUUACCUCUUCAGAAAUUUGAGUUUCAAGGGGCUUAAAUUUUUCAAGCACAAAUUUUUUAGGCCAUACCGGGAAUAAGAGUUUUGUGAAGUCCAGACAACACUUAAUAUCAUUUGGUUUAAUUA